AUGGCCUCCGAAAGCGGCGAUAGCAACAUGGAUAGAGAAAUGAUUCUGGCCGACUUUCAGGCUUGCACUGGAAUUGACAACAUUGCAGAGGCAAUCACUCUGUUAGAGCUUAAUAACUGGGAUUUAGUGGCAGCCAUAAAUGGAGUCAUACCACAGGAGAAUGGAAUCUUACAAAGUAACUUUUCCAGCGAGGCGAGCCAGGCCAGUAUGUACGGACCUCCAAGCCAAUCAGAAGCAGCCGAUGCAGCACCAGGAGGUGCAGUUCCCCCCACCUCCUCUUCGUCUUCAUCCUCCUCUCCUCCAUCAUCCUCGACUUCGGCAUUUUGCCCCAGCGUCUCCUCCUCUCGACACAUUGUAGAACGUCAGCCCCGCAUGCUCAACUUCAGGGUGGAGUACCGACAGCGCACUGUAGAGCUGGUACUGGAGGAAGGCAGUACAGUCGGUGAAAUCAAACAAAUCCUUGAGACAGAGCUUGCUGUUCCAGUGUCCAAAAUGCAGCUGAAGGGAUGGAAGAGUGGAGAUGUGUCUGACAGUACGGUGCUCAGAAGUUUACACCUGCCCAAAAACAACAGCCUGUAUGUCCUGACCCCAGACAUCGCCCCUACUGCCAGCACCAGCAAAAACAGUCUCCAAGAGUCAUUGAACCAGAACUUCCUGCUGAUCAUCAGCCACCGCGAGGCCCAGAGGGACUACAAUCUCAACUUCCCCGGCUCCAGAACCAUACAGGAGGUGAAGAGGAACAUUUCAGACUUGACAAACAUCCCAGUCCGGCAUCAACAGUGGGAAGGAUGGCCUGCGUCGGCAUCUGAUGACUCUAUGACGCUAGCUGUCUCUGGGAUCAGCUAUCCUUGCCAUCACCUUAGUGUUUGUCGAAGGUCUUCACCAGCCAAUUCCCAGGAGCCUACAGAAGAGUGUGCAGAUGUCCAUAUGGUCAGCGACAGCGAGGGGGAUGAUUUUGAGGAUGCGUCAGAGUUUGGUGUGGACGAUUCAGAGAUGUUCGGAAUGGGUUCCUCUACCUGUCGGAAAUCACCUAUGAUGCCAGAGAAUAGUGAGAACGAAGCUGAUGCCUUACUGCACUUUACUGCCGAAUUUUCUUCAAGGUAUGGGGAGACCCACCCGAUGUUCUACAUUGGGUCUUUGGAGGCAGCGUCUCAAGAAGCCUUCUAUGGCAAAGCCAGAGAUAGAAAGCUGCUGGCCAUCUACCUCCACAACGAUGACAGUGUCCUCAGCAACGUCUUCUGCUCCCAAAUGAUGUGUGCUGACUCCAUUGUCUCCUAUCUGAGCCAGAACUUCAUUACAUGGGCCUGGGAUGUCACUAAAGAAGCUAACAAAGCCAGGCUACUCACCAUGUGUACGAGGCACUUUGGCAGCGUGGUGACACAGACUAUACGGACAUACAAGACAGACCAGUUCCCCCUGCUUCUUAUAGUCAUGGGCAAACGCACAUCUAACGAAGUUCUAAAUGUUAUUCAAGGCAAUACGACAGUUGAUGAGCUGAUGAUGAGGUUAAUGGGAGCAAUGGAGAUCUUCACAGCACAACAACAAGAGGACAUCAAAGAUGAGGACGAGCGUGAGGCGAGAGAGACAGUGAAGAGAGAACAGGAUGAGGCCUACCGCCUGUCUUUAGAGGCUGACCGUAAAAAGAGAGAAGCCCAAGAGAGAGAAGAGGCCGAGCAGGUUCGCCUGGAACAGAUGAGAAAGGAGCAGGAGGAGGAGAAGGAGGCAAUCCGCUUGUCAUUGGAGCAGGCCCUACCGCCAGAGCCCGACGAGGAUUCAGCAGAGCAAAUCAGCAAACUGCGAAUCCGCACGCCAAGUGGAGAGUUUCUGGAAAGGCGUUUCCUGGGCAGCUGUAAGCUCCAGGUCCUGUUCGACUUUGUGGCCUCCAAGGGAUACCCCUUUGAAGAGUUCAAACUCCUCACCACCUUCCCUCGUAGAAAUAUCACCCAGUUGGAUCCAGGGUCAACUCUGCUGGAGGCCAAGUUGUUUCCACAGGAGACGCUUUUCCUGGAGGCUAAAGAAUAAGACCGCCUGAUGAACUGACUGAUGAACUGGCUGGACACACACUAGUCACCGAGCAUGGGCCCACACCAGUCUGGGCCUACAGUAUACACGAACACACACAGCACACACAUACAAAAACAUCCUCUCAGACGUACAUGAACACACUGGCAUGCACAUCCAGUGACCCACACACACACACACACAAGUGCAAGUAAGCUUCUCUGCCCUCGACCUGGUCGUGGCACAUGAAUGCCUGGUGUACACGUGUUGCACAGAGGAGCAAAGACAGUAUCACAAGCACACAGCCAAACAUUCACCUGCCCCAAACUCUCUCUCUCUCUCUCUCUCUCUCUCUUUCUGUCUUUCUUUCUUUCUUUCUUUCUUUCUUUCUCUCUCUCUCUCUCUCUCUCUCUCUCUCUCUCUCUCUCUCUCUCUCUCUCUCC
This is a messenger RNA of Acanthopagrus latus (yellowfin seabream), 2444 nucleotides long. It is a transcript of the gene faf1, whose product is annotated as Fas (TNFRSF6) associated factor 1. The transcript is spliced from 19 exons. Gene Ontology annotation, cellular component: endoplasmic reticulum; nucleus. Bases 1 to 2022 code for a protein of 673 amino acids. The record is from RefSeq and is a predicted model, not a curated record. Gene Ontology annotation, molecular function: ubiquitin binding; NF-kappaB binding. Lineage: Eukaryota; Metazoa; Chordata; Actinopteri; Spariformes; Sparidae.